ACAUGGCUUGCCAAAGGUUUGCUUUCGAAACAGCCAAGCUUGUUGUAGUCUAGUGGAACCAGUGCCUUGGUCGUCUGUAACUGAUGGAAUUUUAACAUUUACAUCCCGUAGUUUUCCUUGGAUUUAUACUGGAAUAUUACUGGGGGACUAUAUUCUUAAAAGCAAUAAGAAAACAUCAAAGAUAAACCGGAUCCCUUUCUUGAUCCUGAGUUCCGAGGAAAGCUUCGGCAAUCCAGUCUGCGACAUCUGAUCUGUGCAUUCGCCAAUCGUCAUCUGCUUCCACAUCGGAUCCUAAAUUUGUUUUGCCUUAAAUUUUUAUACUUUUAAAAAACUACAAACUUGCCAAUAAAAAGAAAAACUAUGGAGAAGUUAUUACCAGGGAGGAGGCUUGUUCACAGGACGUGGGUGAUUUUAGUGCUUGAAUACCUGGUGUGCUAUGCAACGGUCAUUACAGCAACGUCAGGCAUGUUUCAGGACCAAGUCCCGAAGUUUGUAACAUCAGAAAGUUAUUACGCAGAUUUGAGAAUGUUUCCAGGCCAGAGCCUGACAGCCAUGUCCCUUUCCCUCGACGGCUCUCAGCUCUACUUGGGCGGCAAGAACAUGUUCUUCAUCAUGAACCUAACCCAGCCCUUCGGCCAGUCCUCCGCCAUCCGCAAUGUCUCCUGGGUCUCUGAAACCUCUGUUAUCGACUCCUGCGAAAUGAAGGGCAAGCAGGGAUGGCAGUGUCAGAAUUUCGUCCAGGUGGUUCUGAUGAACAACGAGACCAAUCGGUUGCUGGUCUGCGGGACCAACGCCUGGGCACCGUUGUGUCGGUACUUCUCGCCAAAUACACUGGGGAAUUACGAAGAGCUUAAUGGGGUCAAGCGAUGCCCAUUUAGUCCGGAACAGAAAAGCACAGCAAUAUUUGCAGAUGGAGCUUUGUAUAGUGCCGCUGUAACCGGCUUCACUGCAGUCGAUUCCGUCAUCAUGCGCAGCAUGCAAGGAGACGUAAUCGAGACCAAGGACGUCGACACAAAAUGGCUGAAAGUGCCGGAAUUCAUCAAGUCGUUUGAGGUUGGCGACUGGGUCGUAUUUUUCUUUCGAGAGAUAGCAGUUGAGCAUGUCAAUUCCGGAGAGGCCAUCUAUUCUCGGGUUGCCAAGGUCUGCAAGAACGACAUCGGCGGUGAUUGGGUCUUGGAGAGAAAAUUUACCACCUUCCAGAAGGCUCGCCUCAACUGCUCGUUCCCCGGCUCCUUCCCCUUCUACUUCAACUACCUCCAGGACGUGCACAUGGUGGGAGAAGGCAGUAAUAUCAUUUUCUAUGGAGUCUUCACAACAGGAGACCAUGAGAUUCCCGGCUCGGCCGUUUGCGUUUUCAGCCUGGACAAAAUUGAAGAGAUUAUCAACGAGGGCCAGUUUAAGAGGCAACAGCAGGGUACCUGGUACCCGGUCCCUGUUGACGAUGUGCCCGACCCAAGACCUGGCCUUUGUGCGGAAAAUUCCAAGGCGGUACCUCAAAACACGCUGGAAUUUAUCCUAGCACACCCACUUAUGCACCAGUCGGUACCCAACUUGGGCGGCGACAGGCCGCGCUUUGACCUGACGCGGGCCGACUUUCGCAUCAUGCAGGUAGUGGUGCACAAACAGAAGGCAGCCAAUGACAAGACCUACGAUGUGCUGUUCCUGGGCACCGAUGACGGCCGAGUUCUGAAGGUGGUCAUUUUCCAGGACACCAACGGUCAGUACCGCUCCAACCUCCUGGAGGAGAUCUUCAUCUCGCCCCGGGACCAUUCCGAGGGAGUGGUCAACAUGGAGGCCAUCCAGCAGCAGAUUGGGCAGCCGCAGGUCAUCCUGGUCAACACCAACAGUACGGUGGUGGAGCUGCCCCUACAAAGAUGCAAAAACCUCACAGAGUGUGCAUGUCAACAGGACCCUUACUGCGUAUACAACAACCUGAGCCAGAUGUGUGUACGAUUCCAUGACAACAAAUAUGAUUCAUCAGAUGUUGAAGACAUUCGCGACUGUCCAAAAGAAGAAGUACCAGUACCUCAGACAACCACCCCGGUGGAGUGUUUUUGUCCGACGGCACAGCCUUGUGUUAAAACUGGCAAGGAUUGUGACGGAGAAGACCCCGAUAAUUUGCCAACCACUAUUCACCCACCUGCUGCUGUAGCCACCUCGUCGAGCAGCCCAACGUCGCCCCGGGAGUUGAUAACCACCCCAAAGAAAGGCACGACGUUGCAAACAACCGAGGGCCAAACCACUAUCCCGCCGCGCAGUACGCCCAGGCCGCCGAUAGUCCAGAACACAGACAAUGAAGUGCACGUCAAGACCUCGCCAACGCAGAAAAUCCCCACCAAGGGCCCUAAUGCCGUCGACCCUUACUUGGGAGAAUCGGUCGGCUAUAAUAAAGGUCCCCCCUCGCCCGUCUUCUGGUCCUUCUUCGCCAUCGGCUGGCUGAUCGCCUUCAUCCUCAUGGUCUUCCUGAUCCACCUCUUCGUCACCAAGAGGUGUAAGGGUAACUAUCAGCCCACGGACACGGAAGAGUCUGUCCUCGGCUCAAGUUAUAAACCGUCCCCCAAAAUUGUCAAGACAGUCCUCCCAUCAGAGAACGGAAAGCCACCCCUUAUGACAUCGAUGCAGGAGUCACCGGUGAGAGUCACGCCAGUCAAUGGUAGCCUGCCGCAGUCCCGCACUCACUCGCUCACCCCAAGCACCGACCCUAACCUGAGGAACUCAACCAACGGAUCCUACCAGCCACCCAGGGGCUCCUUCACCUACGGCAUGGAUAACUCCUACCUGACGCCCUACCCGGGGGGCUCUCUGGAGAGGCGGCACCCGCCGACAGGUGGCGUUGAUGAGGGUUCCCCGCACCGGUUGCCCAGCGAGACGGAAAGCCGGCCCUCAGCAUCAGGAGCAUCUGAUUCAGAACAGUGCGAUGAUUCGGACAUCUGGCUCAAGAUGCCUGACGAUUCUCAAGUCUGAAACUCUGCAAAAAAGAAAAGAAAAAAAGUAACUUCCUUUUAAAACUUUUGCUUCAAACUUCGGAGUCAUCCCAGCAGUCUGUGAAAUAUAUUAAAGAUGCUGAAAGGGGCUGAAAGAGAAAAUAAAAUUGCUCGCGCGAGAACUUGAAAUUGGUGAAGGACUUCCACUGGAUGAACACCAGAGCAGAUGAAGAACGUGGCCCGAUUAGACUUCAAAGACGUUUUGAUGCUCGUUGAAAAAAGUGAAAAUGUGCAACAAGGGAUUGCAUGACAAAUUUAAAAUUAAGAAGCAAUACGGAACAUGGGAAUGAAACGUGGUGAGCAGCUGUGGAUAGUUCUCCUCGGCAUCUGUGUUUUAACUCACAGCUGCCUGUAACUAGUCUGGAGUGACUUGUAAAAAAAAUGCGGCACGGAGUACUUAAAGAGAUAAGAAACUAAUAUGUCAACUUGUCUGGGUGAAAAAGUAAAUGCCAAGCUUUCCCACCUACGAAGGAACGUCAGAUGGAGAAGUCCAUCAAAGGAAACUUGUCACGACAGGAACCCCUUCCGAAGAUGGCCGAGUGAUUGUCUGUGAAGGAUGGCCUGCCAGCUUUGCUAACGUCUGUCGACGUUUCCCGUACUGAGUGUUGUGCAUUCGAACCUUGUUGCCUUCAAACACUGCAAAGGUCGUGGCGAUUCCAGUGCGCAGACUUGUUUUUUUUUCUUUUGAAUAGCCGGCUCUCUUGACCAAACUUGUACAGUUGUGCCUCUGCUAAAACAUAUACCCAGCCAGCGUUAUGCAGCCUGUAAAUACUAGCUGGUGUGAGUAAAUACCGUUUAAAAAACAAAUAGGACUGAAACUAAGUAAAUAUUGAUGAAUUUUAAGAAAAGGUGGGGUUUUUUUUGGUGAUUGUGUUGUUGUGACUUGAUGUUUGUCAGUAGUCAGUAUUAUAGCUUUUACUCUCAAAUCUUGAACAUACUUGUGGUUUGUGUAUUUGGUGAUAGAUUUUAUGAAUUAAAAAAAAAGAAGAAAAAAAAAGAAGAGAAGUUUUAUGAUGUAAAGUACAAUCAUCUACAAACGGAUAGUGCAUAUUAAUAUUAUAGUGAUCGCAGCAGUGUAUUCAUGUACAUAGAUGUCAGAGUAAAGUAAUUGUGUGUGUGGAAUUCGUGAUUGUCUAACAGAGAAAUAAAAACAAAAAGGGAUGAUGCUUUUCAAAGGAAAUUCUGAAAAAAAGUUCCUAUGACAAAUUGGAAAGAACAUCGAAAUAAGUGACUGCAACAUAUCAUUAUGGAAAGACACAAUGUUAACAUUAGGGAAAAGGGAAAGUAAACUAGUACAAUAUAUUACUGUGCAAUUAGUAAACUUUAAACUUUUCCUUUGAAAGGCAUCAUCGAAAAAAAAUUGCUAAAAAAAAAGUAGCUGCAGUAGUUUCUUGCGCACAUGUGAUACAAACUCACACCUUAAAGUGAAACAGCAUAAAAGAUACACCACCAAGUAACGGGAAAUGAAAAUCACAAAAUUAUCACAAAGUUAAAAUAAAUGUUAAAAAAAAAUAUUAAUAUUAAUACAAUGCAUGUUCUGUAUCCGGUUUAGCAAAAUUUCAUACAUAUAUGUGUAUGGACUGCAGAACGUCAAUGUUCAACCAAGAAAAAAGUAACUACCAGUUUGCAGUUCUCAAUUUUCUAAUUGUUAGCGGAGAGCGCCCUCAAUUCAGUAGUUGGUAGUCGGUGUUCACUGGUCUACAGUUGCCUUGACGAUGAUGGUAUUUAAUACCAUUCGAAUGAUGAGGGAACAGAAAUCCCCACUGUGUGUAGCUGGUGAGUGAGCGUGUAUUCGGAAUGGACGAUACCAAAACCUAUGUGUGUACAGUUCUUAAAUUAGCUAUUUUUUUCCCUUUUUUUAAAGAUGGGCGGUUCAUCGGUAUGUGUAUAUAAGGCAAUUGGUGAGGAAUUAUUUUAUUUAUUUAAAAUUUCUGAUUUCUUGUUUUUUUAUUGCCAUUUUUUAAAACAAAUAAGUAAGAAAUUAAAGGACUCCCAUCACUUGUUAAUAGCAACAUUCCACAUCCGCUAGUACAUUUUGUCAACUAAGCAUCCUUUUUUUAGUGCAAAAAAGAGAGAUCUGAUGAAAUCUUGAGUGGCUGUGCGUCAGACAUGUCUACGGAAAAUUUGUCAUGCAUACUUUUCAUCAAACAUGCAUGUCAGUCUGAGUGCACACACUGUGUCUAUGAGAAUUUUGUAUCAUUCAACACUUCCUAUACAGAAAUCAUUAGCCUCUUGCUUUGGUUAAGUUUGGGUAAAUACUAGAGAGUUCAGUUCACCCAAAUCAAAUCGUGUGUUCACAGAAGUUCGAGCAUCGUUUUGUGCUCUCACUGUGGUUUAGAAUGCUGACAUGCAGUACAAAUCUACCACUGAAAUCAGUGGAAAUCAGUCAGAAAUGGCUUGGACGGUAUUUGGACCUAAUUUGUCUCAGAAACUUUGAUCACAUUUCCAGAAUGUGUUAAUUCACCUAUGUGUGAUACAUUGCGGUGCCUGGCAGUUGAAACCUUUGCAUCAAUUAAAAUCAUCAUCAAACUUUCUUGGAAGGAAAUUUUAAUUUAUUAAUUCCUAAAUUAAAUGAACUGCUCAUGUGCAUUAAAAGCAUCAACUUUACACAUGUCAUAUGGCUGAAUUUAAAUUCCAUAUUUAUGGCUAUAACUUAAAAGAAAUAUAUGAGCAAAUGAAAAGGAACUCCAAAAUAUUUUUUGGGAGAAAGAGCUUAAAGGAUUGAAUUUUUUAUUUACUAUUCUUUUUAUUGAACUGGUUCAGUGUGUAAAUAAGAAAAACAAUUGUCCACGUUAUGUAUAUAUUUUUUUCUACUUCUAUGCAAAGGUUCAUCUGUAAAAAUGCUUUCAAGUUGCCGCUAUGUAAAAAAAAGUGUCUCUAAAAUGUUCUUCCCCUAAAGGGAAGUUAGUAAAAUUCUUAGUUUUACAAUUGUGAGUAGGAAUUUGUCGUAUUGCGAAGAGCAUAGUGAAUUAGUACUGUUGCAAAAUAAUGGAUUCUUAUAGGUCUCUCUCAAAUGACGUCACUUCCUACAGAUUGCCACGUGCAUCAGCAGUUUGUGAGUUAAAUUGUGGUGACGCGCAUCCGCUGAACCGUAUUUCGAAGAAAUUUCGAGCAACUAGUACAUGCGCGCGUGGCUAUAACAGUUUGCACACUGAGUGCACACGCACCUAAUAGCAUUGAAUUUUCCUAUGAAGAUGGCGUCCUAUGAGAGAGAUUUGGGCCCAAUUUCACAGCGCUGCUUAAAGUUGUGUUCAGCAUAGCAGAAAAAUUUGCUAACCUUAAGCACUAUUUCACGGCGUGUGUGUGCUAACGGUCGCGCGUGCAUGGAGAGUUCUAUUGUUAUGUCACUAAGUUAAGCAAAUUUUUCCUCUGAAGUAAGCGUGUCUUUUGCUGUACUUACGCUUAUGGUCUCCAUGAAAUAGAUGGAGGCUCUUUUAGCAAAAAAUUGUGUGCUUGGUAGCACCAGGAAAUUGGGCCCUGUUGACAAUACAGACCAUUUCGGGCGUGCUAACGCGUUCAUCACGGAGACCACCUUCAAUGACGAAAGUAUUGUGCUAGCUAUUGUUCAGAUAAUCCGUCACAGGGCAGUUGCUUUGUACAAUAGCAUGCACAAUGGUUUCUCCAUUGAAGGGGGCCAUAGGAGUGGACAGUGAUCACGUGCCCCGGAUUCGUCUAUUGAUCGAUUUCAGAAUUGUAGCCGGGGAUGUGGACAAGUCCAGUCACAAGAAAAUCACAAGUCCAGUCACAAGUAACAGUGGAUGAACAAUAACAAAUGAAUUCCUCCGUCAAAGCUCAUUGGAGUAGCUUGUGAGUUGAAUUGGGACUGGAGGACUUGUGAUGGACUCUACUGCAUCCAUGCUAGGUGAUCAUAACUCUAUGAAAUCAUAGUAAAGUUAAAACACAGGAAACGGGGGUGCAACAGUUUACAAAGAACUAACUUUAAAAUACACAUCAGAAGUGAAUUACAUGAGGUUUGCAAAUGUUUGUGUUCCCUGGUAUACCGGUACGUGCAUCGACCCCCUUAUUUCAAUACAACAAAAGUGCAUGGAAACCAUUGAAAAUGUAACGCAAGUGCCAUUUACUUCAUCUGUGGUGUUACUCUUGGGCUAAAUUGUACUGCGACAUUGAGGAAAUACAUGUAGCUAUGCUGAACCAUACUCCUUCAGAUUUUAUGCAUGCACAUUUCUGCAUGCAAGGCGGUAGUUUUUAUUUUAAAAGGUUUUCACAUUUGUGAAAUGCGCUAAGGAUUAUUACCAAUUUAUCAUGUUUAUUCAGUCAAACACCACUGUGGAAAUGUAUACAAAACGCAUGAAUUUUUUCUUAAAUGUAACUGAAUUUUGCUUCUUGAUCGUCUUUUUUCCCUCUUUUUUGAAUUCGGUUGAAAUGUUAGAUCUCUUAUUUUUAUACUGAAAAGCUUGUACAGUGUUUUAGGACUUGAAAGUAUUUUUUAUUAUUUUUGACCCAUUACCUACAAAUACUGUACAAAUAUGUUGUAUAUUUAAAUAAAAAGAUAAAUCGUGUGACUUUUACUUUUCAGAACACUGCCAUAUUAAUUUUGUUUUUGAUUUUGUGCAGUUUAAGUGGAAAGUAGGCUUUGUUUUUCUUUUCAUUCUUGGUUUUGUAAUUUUGUUCGUUUUGACUUGGAUUAUCUAGGUUUUGAUUGUUUUUGUAAAAAAAAAGGUGAUAUGUUGGCUGAUUUCUAUAAAUGCAGACGUAAAUAUUUGACUUCAAACUUUAAACUGUUGGGGAAAGAAAUGGAAAUGGAUUAUCUUUCGAAAACGUAAUGAAAAGACAACUUUUAUUUCAACAUCAGUUCAUUGACAAGAGGUUAGUUAUAUCACGUUAAAUUUAAGUUGACAAGUUGUUUUCUCUGCUUGUAGAGGGCACUGUUGUCACUUAUGUGUUUUUCCCCUAAAUUUUGCAGUAACUGAAAGGUGAUUUCGUCACAGCAGGUUUUUCAGUCCUACAUGAAAGUGACCAGUGUAUGAAAUUAAGACGGAGAAAUUUCAUGUUUGUGUUUUUAUCUCAAAUAUUCCUGUUUCAUCUGGUACCUUUGGUUGGAAAUUGUGUACAUAUUAAAUCACCCAUUACACGGCCGUAGUUAUGUCAUUUGCGAGUAAAAGUAAGCUAUGUACUGUAUCAGCUGGACUCAUGAGAGUCGUACUUCUUGUGAGUAAUAUAA
Patiria miniata (bat star) is the source of this 8166-nucleotide messenger RNA. Its product is annotated as semaphorin-6D-like. The record is from RefSeq and is a predicted model, not a curated record. Lineage: Eukaryota; Metazoa; Echinodermata; Asteroidea; Valvatida; Asterinidae. Bases 361 to 2964 code for a protein of 867 amino acids. Gene Ontology annotation, molecular function: chemorepellent activity; semaphorin receptor binding. Gene Ontology annotation, biological process: negative chemotaxis; negative regulation of axon extension involved in axon guidance; neural crest cell migration. The transcript is spliced from 20 exons.